AUGGCCGCCGAAGCGGGCAAGUUGGCCACCGCGGUGCCGGCUGCCACGGCCCACCCUUCCGGCCGCGAGAAACACGGCAGGCUGGUGCAGGUGCUCCGGGCCGUCUCCUUUGCCCUCUAUUUCUCCGUCUGUGCCGUUGGUAUCCACGCGACCCAGCUCAUCGGCGCACCCCUCUACUGGAUUAAUCGCGAGCUCUACUAUGCCUACAUGUCCCUCACCAAGCGGUCUUUCGGGGUGAUGAUUACCACCAUGACCCAGUGGUGGGGUCCGACUACAAUACGCAUUAGCGGGGAUGCCUCGGUGGCCGGCCAGAUCCGGAAGACGGAAGAUGGCCUCGUGGAGUUUCUGUUCCCAGAGCGCAUGAUCAUGAUCGCCAACCAUCAGAUAUACACGGACUGGCUGUACUUGUGGUGGGUCGGCUAUGCGAAUGUGCCCAAAAUGCACGGCUCGCUCUACAUCAUCCUGAAGGAGUCGCUCAAGUAUAUUCCCAUAGUGGGGCCCGGCAUGAUGUUCUACGGCUUCAUAUUCAUGUCUCGGAAAAUGGCCGUCGACCAGCCGCGGCUGGCUCACAGGCUGACCAAGCUGAAGACGAAGCACACGGCGCCUGACGGGAAGAAGUACCUCGACCCCAUGUGGCUUCUCCUGUUUCCGGAGGGGACGAAUGCCUCUGCAAACGGCAGGAAGAAGUCUUCAACGUGGGCGGCCAAGGUUGGCGUGAAGGACCCAGAACAUGUGCUGCUCCCGCGAAGCACAGGCAUAUACUACUGCCUUAACGAGCUGAAGGGCACGCUUGACUACGUUUACGACUGCACUGUUGCCUACGAGGGAGUUGGCCGAGGCAAAUUUGGCGAGACGAUCUUCACCCUCUCGAGCACUUACAUCCGGGGACAGCCGCCAAAAUCGGUCAAUUUCUACUGGCGCCGAUUCCGUAUAGCCGACAUCCCGUUGGACAACCAGGAGGAGUUCGAUGUCUGGCUUCGAGAGCGAUGGUACGAAAAAGACGCUUUCAUGGAGCAGUACCUAUCGACCGGUCGCUUCCCGGAGAGCCCUGCCAAUCCCCUCAACAAGGGGCAGGAGGGGUUCCUCGAGACCGAAGUGCGAACUCGGUAUCCCUGGGAAAUUCUCCAGAUAUUUAGCGUGCUUGGCGCCUUUGGUUUGCUUCUUAACUUGCUCCUCAAAACCUGGAACCGGUUUCUUUCAGUGUUUGUUUGA
Parathielavia appendiculata is the source of this 1212-nucleotide messenger RNA. RefSeq names its product acyltransferase-domain-containing protein. The transcript is spliced from 4 exons. NCBI's taxonomy places the organism in Eukaryota, Fungi, Ascomycota, Sordariomycetes, Sordariales, Chaetomiaceae. Gene Ontology annotation, molecular function: acyltransferase activity. The record is from RefSeq and is a predicted model, not a curated record. The coding region runs from base 1 to 1212 and encodes 403 amino acids. Gene Ontology annotation, biological process: phosphatidylinositol acyl-chain remodeling. Gene Ontology annotation, cellular component: endoplasmic reticulum; endomembrane system.